AUGAGUUCCAAUAAAGAAUUUGGUCAUUUAGGUGAUGUUUCUUCUCAAAAGAUUGAUGGAAAAACCGACCCAAAUAUUUCAAAAUUCAAUAAUUUAUCAGAUCAAGAAAAACAAAAACUAGGUAAAGGGGAAUACGGAAAGAUUGAAAAAACUGACGGUAAGACUGAAGGUAAUCUAGGUAAUUAUAAGACUGAGGGUAAAGCAGAAGGUAAUUUGGGCAAAACAGAAGGUAAAACAGAGGGUAAUUUGGGUAAAACAGAAGGCAACUUGGACAAAUCUGAAGGUAAUUUGCGCAAAUCUGAAGGUGAUUUGGGUAAAACAGAAGGUAACUUGGGCAAAACAGAAGGCAAUUUGGGUAAAGCAGAAGUAGGGGACCAAACAAAAAGUCAGGGGAAUGUUGGUAAAGUAGAUGGUAAUUAUGGAAAAGUUGAAAAAUGA
Messenger RNA from Lodderomyces pseudojiufengensis, 438 nucleotides. RefSeq lists its product as uncharacterized. The record is from RefSeq and is a predicted model, not a curated record. Bases 1 to 438 code for a protein of 145 amino acids. The transcript has a single exon. NCBI's taxonomy places the organism in Eukaryota, Fungi, Ascomycota, Pichiomycetes, Serinales, Debaryomycetaceae.